Messenger RNA from Doryrhamphus excisus (bluestripe pipefish), 1573 nucleotides. The record is from RefSeq and is a predicted model, not a curated record. NCBI's taxonomy places the organism in Eukaryota, Metazoa, Chordata, Actinopteri, Syngnathiformes, Syngnathidae.
GCGGGCCACAUUUGGCCCGCGGGCCGCGUGUUUGAGACCCCUGCUGUAAAGCGUCUGUAGGAGCCAUGAAUGAAUUUGGAUUGAUUUUUUGUAGGUGCAUGAUAGUUUAAAUUUGAAUAGUGGUGUUUGUUAUUGUUUAUGAUAUUAUUUAGAUUCGUUGUGAUCACGUGGACAAGGGAAGUAGGUCAAAUGGUUAUGGGCGGUGACGUUUCGUUAAUAUAGGCACCUGUUCACCUGUGUGGCCAAGAGAGAGACAAAGAGAGAGGGUGAGCAGGGUUGCCGUAUUUUUUGUUGGCCGCUAAUUCCUUUAAUCUAUGUGAUUACUUUGAUUAUGAGUUUGUGCACGGUAUCAUAAGUUGAUCAUUAAUUUUCUUUAACAAAAGGUUGAACUCAUUUUUUGUAUCUCAGAGAUUUUUUAUGUGUGGCGCGUCAGACAAAGUAAAGGCCUGGCUUCAGCCUCUCAGCGACUCUUGUAUGAAGUCGCUAUAUUUUGUCAACAAAAAAGGCCUUAAAAGGAAACAUCAGGACAGCACAACGGAUCAAUGGAUCAAGAGGACAAAAAGAGGAAGCUGAUUAAAUCCAACAACCAUCGGACAUAAAGUACGGAGAGCCCCCCCGACUGAAGACUCGAGAUGUUCGUGACAGGAACUGUCACAAACCACAAGAUGUGAUGUGGCCGUUUUUGCCUUUCGCAUCCUUCCAGCGUAUAAAAAGACUCAUCAAGGUGGGCUUCGUCUGGAUCGCGAUGUUCUCACUGGUUCAUUUGAGUGGCUUUCUGUCUGCCGUGGCUCUUCUCAUUGCCGCACCAAAUGAUGCAGCGGAGAUUAUUGGCGGGAGUGAAGUAAGGCCCCACUCACUGCCGUUCAUGGCUCUGUUGGAAAACAAAAAACCAAACUGUGGAGGGAUUCUGAUCCACCCACAAUGGGUUCUAACUGCAGCCCACUGUGCUGAUAUCAAGAGGGUGCUGCUUGGUGUACACAACAUUAAGAAUACAGAGAAGGAUUCCCGCCAGAUAAGAAACGUCAAAAGCCACUUCCCUCAUCCUUGCUACGAUGUGACUGAAAAGGUCAACGACCUCAAGUUGCUCAAGCUGGACAAAGUUGUCAAGAAGACCCCGGCAGUGAGCAUUUUGCCAUUGCCUAAAAUUGACAGAGAUCCGAUGGCUGGCAGCAGCUGUGUGGUGGCCGGAUGGGGGGUGACCAACAAUGUCGCCAAGCAAAUGUCCAACGUCCUCAUGUCUGUCAAUGUGACUGUUGUGGACAGAGUCAAAUGCAACUCUCCUGACUACUACAAUCUCAAACCGAUCAUCACUAAGGGAAUGAUAUGUGCUGGUUCCGAUGGUAGAAGGGUGGCGGAUACCUGCUCUGGCGACUCUGGUGGUCCGCUAUUGUGCAAAGGAGUUCUGGUCGGUGUCACUUCAUUUGGACCUAAAGGGUGUGGUCAGAUUAAAAAGCCUGGGGUGUACACUUUUCUCUCUGCUAAGCAACUCGAGUGGAUCAAAAACAUCAUCAAGAAAAAAUAAAUCAAAUAUGUUUCAUUUUGUAUUUGUGGCCCUUUCAAUAAAGUAAACAAA